Platichthys flesus (European flounder) is the source of this 562-nucleotide messenger RNA. Its product is annotated as gastrin/cholecystokinin-like peptide. Gene Ontology annotation, biological process: digestion. Bases 132 to 452 code for a protein of 106 amino acids. Gene Ontology annotation, molecular function: neuropeptide hormone activity. Gene Ontology annotation, cellular component: axon; extracellular region. The transcript has 3 exons. The record is from RefSeq and is a predicted model, not a curated record. Lineage: Eukaryota; Metazoa; Chordata; Actinopteri; Pleuronectiformes; Pleuronectidae.
AAGGCCACAUCACUCAUCCUCAAAGGUUUCGGUAUAAAAGGUUGAGACCGGCUCAGAAUCAGCAGAUCUGCACCAGAAGCUACACCUCUCUCGGACGUAGCUGUGAACAUACUCAUCUUAUCUCCACAGAUAUGUCAGGGAAGGUUAUGCCGGUGUUGGCACUGCUGGCGGCUCUGCUCGUGUGCGCUGCGGCCUCCUCACCUGAGACGACCAGCCCCCUCCAGCAGCUCCUGGCCAAGAGGGAGAGGGCGAGGGACUCGGCCCACAGACGGGAGCCGGCGCCUCAGACUCGCUCUGCACGGAUGGAGAGACGGGCACACCUCUCUGAGGACGAACGGGAGAUUAUGACCAAGCAAAUACUGAAAGCUAUUUCAGGGGUGAUGAACUCUGAGUGCAUGCCGGAUCGAGACUACCAGGGCUGGGUGGACUUCGGACGGCGGGACGCAGAGUGAGACGCCACGCUGACGACCUCAGAGCUCCCCCUGCUUUGUGUUCAUACUCUAUAUUUCAACAGGAAAUGUCUAACUGUCCCUUCAACUUUACAAUAAACUCAUUGGCUACA